GCGCGUGCGCACUCGGACGCACAACUCACAGCUUGAAGCCAAAAGUUCCGCCGCAGCACUCGGUGGAGACACGUUUAACUACAUUUGAACACAGUAAUAUGAGGGACCCUCGGGAAUAUCUGUUGAUUUCGGAGACAUACAUCUGCUGAAGGAAGUUUAUUAGUUCAAAUAACGUUAGGGCUCUCAUUAUAUUAUAAGGUUUCUUGAAAGGUGAUCAUGAUGUGCGAUGCCAGUGAAAUGUUGGCAGCUGCUUUGGAGCAGAUGGAUGGCAUCAUUGCAGGUUCUAAGGCUAUGAACUUCACCAACGGCCUGUUUGAUUGUCAGUCACCAACGUCGCCUUUCCUAGGCAGCCUUCGGGUGCUGCAUCUCUUGGAGGACCUGAGGGCUGCGUUGGACCUGAUGGAUCCCGGGGAAAAAGAAAGUCUACGCAGUCAGGUGUCCGAAACCACAGCUGAGGGUCUGAUUGAGUGGCUACAAGGCCAACUGACCAAUGGCCAUGGAUCUGCAGCAGGGGAUUUGGUCUACCAGGAGCGACUUUCUCGCUUGGAAAAUGACAAAGAAUGUCUAGUGCUCCAGGUAAGCGUUCUUACAGACCAGGUGGAAGUUCAAGGAGAAAAAAUAAGGGACCUAGACUCAAGCCUUGAGGAACACCGCAUGAAACUGAAUGCUACAGAAGAGUUACUACAACAGGAGCUGGUAAGCAGGAGUGCGUUAGAGACUGAGAAACUGGAACUGCUGACCGAAGUAUCAAGUCUGAAAUUAAAGCUAGCUGCUGCAGAAGGUGAUUGCAGAGAAAGUGAGGGUCUUUAUCAGGAUGUGAAAGACAUGCGCCUUCAGUUGACUUCUAUGGAGUAUGAGAGACUAGAUUAUGAGAGAAGUCUUAACUCUACCAAAGUACGAGUGCCUCAUGGUCAGGAGGAGCUGAUAUCACUACAAAAGCAGUUGGAGGAGAGAGAACACGCACUUAGAAGACUUCAGGACCAGGCCACGCCAGAAGCCCCAAAAACAGAACAGUUACAAAACAGAGAAAACGAUUUGGAGGUGCAGAGAAUGAGAAGAGCUGUUGAGUCUUUGAAGGCAGCUAAUGAAGAGAAGGAUUUGAAGAUAAAAGAGCUGCAGCAGUCUCUGAUCGGUUACAAGCGAGUUCAGGAUAUGGUGAUGUCUGUGCAGGCAUCAAAAGACAAACCCAGAGCCGAGGACACAAGAGAAGGCCUGUGUGACACCGAGAUGUUCUCCACAGGAGGCACAGAGGAAACUGAUGAACCUCAGCUCAUUCCAUGUUCAGAGCUGCUCCCUGAAGUGACCAUACACAAACCUGCAGCUGAGACCACUGACAGUGUCUCUAAAGUACAGCAGCCUGGAAGGUCUCGUUUGACAAGCAAUAAUGAGGAUGAAGCCAGUAAAAAUGGAGGCUCUCCAUCAGUCUCCCCGACUCGGCCCAGCUCAUUGGGGAAUGAGAGUUUUGGCUCUAAAAAAACACGUUCCUCUUUUGGACGUGGCUUUUUCAAGAUCAGAGGCAACAAGAUGACAAGCAGCGCUCCCAAUCUGGUUGAAGGAGAGCGUAAGGGAACUGAGCACUUGGAUUUGGCCGGAGUGCAAACUCGGAAAACAAAAGCAUUGGCGACACACUCACCUGAAGGGAAGAAGAAAUCGAAGGGGAUCAUGAAGUUAUUUGGAAGGAUGAAGAGAAGUCAGUCCACCUCCUCUGACCUGGACGAUUCUCCAGAGUCAGAGUUUAGGAGAGGGGGAGUCCGAGCCACAGCGGGACCCAGACUGGGCUGGUCACAUGAUCUGCAGCGAAGCAAUAACAAUGAGCUGGACAGCCCAUUUUCCAGGUGGAGUAAAGAGCAAGUGUGCGAGUGGCUACAGAACCAAGGUCUGGGCUUGUAUGUAAACCAGGCGAAGCAAUGGAUCAGCUCUGGACAGACUUUAUUGAAGGCGUCUCAGCAUGAAUUGGAAAAGGAAAUGGGCAUCAGGCAUCCUCUACAUAGAAAGAAACUGCAGCUGGCUCUUCAGUCGCUGGGCUCAGAGGAGAAAGAUGCCAUGGGUAAACUGGACUACAACUGGGUUACUCGAUGGCUGGAUGACAUCGGCCUACCUCAGUAUAAAUCUCAGUUUGACGAGGGCAGAGUGGAUGGGCGCAUGCUUCACUAUAUGACUCUGGAUGACCUGUUGGGACUGAAAGUGGGCAGUGUGCUUCACCAUCUCAGUAUUAAGAGGGCCAUUCAGGUGCUACGUAUUAACUGCUAUGACCCCAGCUGCCUCCGCCGCCGACCGACUGAGAACAAUCCCACGCCAGCAGAAAUCUGUCAGUGGACCAAUCACAGAGUGAUGGAGUGGCUUCGUUCAGUGGAUCUAGCAGAGUACGCACCCAACCUGAGAGGAAGUGGAGUCCACGGAGGCCUAAUGGUUUUAGAGCCACGCUUCAAUGUUGAAACAAUGGCUCUGCUUCUUAACAUCCCACCAAAUAAAACUCUGUUGAGACGUCACCUUGCAAACAACUUCCAUCUUCUGAUUGGCUCAGAGGCACAAAGACUGAAGCAGGAGUAUCUCGAAAACCCAGAUUACACUUUCCUGACAGCCACAGCUAAAGUUAAGCCAAGACGUCUGUCGUUUGGAAGUUUUGGGACAAUGAGGCGGAAGCGACAGGAGGAGAUGGAAGAGUAUGUUUGCCCCAUGGAUGUGCAGAUGCCUCAGAGCAGCAGUUUCCAUAAAGUCCUUUGCAUAUAUGAGGAUCAGCUGGAGCAGAUGGAGGACUCUGAGGGCACAGUGAGACAGAUCGGUGCAUUCUCGGAGGGAAUCAACAACCUGACUAGCAUGCUAAAAGAGGAUGAGUUCUUCAGGGAAGCGUCCUCGCUUUCACCUGAAACCAGUGUCACAGAUGUCGACUGAGACAUUUAAAAAUGACAACCGUCACUUAAGUCUGCAACUGUGAAAUUUGAGAAACUGAAAGUGACUGAUUUUACAAUGAAAGCAGGAGGCUCCACUCACAGUGAAACUCAAAUUACACCAUAGAUGCCAUAACAUAUUAAUUCAAUGAAAAGAUCAUUAUUUAUUUAGGAUUUGCAGUAUAUGAAAAAAACAACAACCGUAUUUAUGUGUUUGCACCAAGCUAAAACCAAAGAUGACAAAUCAAAAUUGCAGUUUAGUCUUUCUUUUAUAUCCCAGGCUAUUCUUAUAUGACCAUUUGCUUCAUGUUUAUCUUUUUUUUUUUUCUUAUGGUGGGAUGUUUAUGUAAUUUUAUUGGGAGGGAAAUAUUUUCUUUCCCUGUGAAGUCUGGAUAUUGUUAUUGUUGCUAUAACCAUAUCAGUGAAAACCAUGUACUGUUUUAUGCAUGUGUAAGUCAAAGAAAUUCAAUUAAAACUAAAAUUUUUUUUUUCCAAAUCCUGUUUUUAGACUAUGCAUAUUAGUUUGUCUUAGGUUUAUUCAAAUGUAAGAUUAUCAUCAUCUGUGAAUCUAUAAAUUUUUUUUUUU
This is a messenger RNA of Carassius carassius (crucian carp), 3474 nucleotides long. RefSeq names its product liprin-beta-1-like. Gene Ontology annotation, molecular function: protein binding. Gene Ontology annotation, biological process: neuromuscular junction development. The coding region runs from base 217 to 2892 and encodes 891 amino acids. The record is from RefSeq and is a predicted model, not a curated record. Lineage: Eukaryota; Metazoa; Chordata; Actinopteri; Cypriniformes; Cyprinidae. The transcript has 25 exons. Gene Ontology annotation, cellular component: presynaptic active zone.